Pomacea canaliculata is the source of this 3613-nucleotide messenger RNA. Its product is annotated as serine/threonine-protein phosphatase 6 regulatory ankyrin repeat subunit B-like. Lineage: Eukaryota; Metazoa; Mollusca; Gastropoda; Architaenioglossa; Ampullariidae. The record is from RefSeq and is a predicted model, not a curated record. Bases 806 to 3457 code for a protein of 883 amino acids. The transcript is spliced from 6 exons. Gene Ontology annotation, biological process: intracellular signal transduction. Gene Ontology annotation, molecular function: protein binding.
UGAUAACAACAAAAAGAAGGAGGUGUUAAUAAGUCCGACACACAAUCGUUGGCUGGACUCAUAAUAAAAAAUAAUUUAUUUCAUAGCAAUAUCAAUUAAUAUUAAGUGAGUCAUAAUUCUGAAAUAAUGAAAAAGCUAAAUAAUAAACAGCACCAUCGAGAUCUGACUUAAGGGGUGAGUUAUAUAAAUGUUUGAGCAAACAUUAGUAAGCUAAUUAAGCUGAGAAUAUUAAUUGGUGUUAUAAAUAAACAUCUAGACGGCCCUCAGCAGAAAGAAUGUUGCCCACCUCUGAUGUCAAAGGUUACUGAGUACACAAGCACUGAGUGCGCAACUGAACCGCGAAGUUGUUGGAGGCGAGAGUGGUGGGAGCCAGUCCUCGAGCCCCGUUCACGGCUCAGUGAGCAGGGGCGUGGCCAAGCAACCACCAGCCCACGUGACGGCAACACGUGCACGCGAGAGGUCGGUGGUGCGACUGCCAGCGUGUUCGACCUCAUUACACGCUGGCUGUGUCAGGAUGCGUGUCAGGAUGCUGUGCCUCGCAAAGUACACACCCUCCAGCUCCGCCAUCAGGCCGUGCAGCAACUGACCGAAAGGUUGCGACAGGAGCAGGGGCACGGAGGUCACAUGGUGUUGGUGUUGGUGUUGGCGGGGCGUGCGAGGUGCAGCCACCCGGAGAAACAUCCGACAGCGAGGUACGAAGGUCAUCCACACGAAACAGAGGAAGUGACGUAGGCUGAUGUGAUCACAUCUAACAUCAUCAGCAUUAUUUAUCCGGAAGUAAAAGCGCCCACCCCAGGUCGAGGCCAUGUCGAGGGUGCUGGACGAGCUUUUCGAGGCCAUGAAGCAAGGUUGUCACGGAGACGUGGCCGCGCUGCUGAUGACGUGUGGCGAUGACGUCAACUCUAUCCUCCGUCGUCACACGGCCAUCACGUGGGCUUUGGAGCUCAGGGCUGAUGACGACGUGGUGCAGCUGAUCCUCGCCCACCCCAGGUUCGACCCAGGGGUCAAGAACCAGUCCGGACGCACUGGCUUGUGGGAGGCAGCAAGUGAUGGCCGCACCAACCUCGUCCGCCACCUGCUGAACCUGGGCGCCGCUGUGGACGAACCGGAUAUGCAAGGCGUGACACCGCUCAGCGCAUGCGCGGGGAAUAACAGAUGCCAAGCUGCGCGAACUCUGCUCCAGCACGGUGCUGACGUCAACUCACGUGACAGAAACGGGGACACGCCGCUGCACAGAGCAUGCGCGAGCGGAGCGCACGAUGUCGUCGACCUUCUCCUCGCCGACAGCAACUGUGACGUCAACAGCCGAAACAACGGUCUUCAGACCCCGUUGAUGGUGGCCCUGCCGUCUGCCUACAACAUUCAGGUCAAACACCAGCCUAUUUCGCAGUCCUUGUCCAUUUGUCGCCGCCUGCUAGACGCCGGAAGUGACGCGUGUGCUCAAGAUGGACACCACCAGACGGCGCUUCAUGAGCGAGUGCGCCAAGGAGACAUUGCUGGAGCCUGUCUGUUGCUGCAUCAUAACCCACACAUAGCCAACAUCCCAGACAACCAGGGGAAGACGGCCAUGACACUGGCACUAGAGGGGGAGCGGCCUAACACGGAGCUUGCUCGCUACCUCCUGUUCUACGGUGCAGUUCCCUCCUGUCUGCUGUCGGCAAUCUCCCACAGAGCCCAUGACCGGGCUGCCAAGAUGGUGAUGGACCCACGGUACCGUCAGCAGGUCACCGCGAUGUCUCCCAAUGAGUACACGAGUCUCUACCACAAGCUGCGAUUCUUGGAAACGUUCCUGGCCUCCAUCUUCGUCACCAAGGAGACAGUCUCCGUGCUUCUGGGCAACGACUUUUUAUCCGACGUCCUCGACGAUCGGAACACACCGGAAGCUGUCAGCAAGGGUCAGAGUUCGAACCAUGCGUCAACCAUGAACCCGGCUGUCGAGUCAGCGACGCGAGAACUCCACACGACGACCGCAGGUGACGUAAGAGACGACUCCAGCGACAGCUCCACAACAUCCAGUAGCAGCAGUCGUUGUCUAGGAGAAGCCGUGCGAUGUGUCAGGUGGUCCCUGCACCACUCCAUGUCGCUGCAGCAUCAGUGUCGUCUGGCCGUGCGCAGGUCUCUGGGGACGAGGUUGACAGUCGGUCUGCACACCCUCGGGCUGCCAGAAAAGUUACAGCACUACCUGACUUUGGGUAUAGACCCGGUGCGUGAAAACCCCUAUCAGGCGGCCAUGCUGCACGUGGCUGUGGUGGAGGGGGACGUGGUGACCAUGAGGAGGCUCCUGGAGGAGGGGGUGGACCCCGAGGUCCCUUUCAUGGAGAGCAGUCCGCUGACGAGGGCCGUGGAGAUGGAGCCAGACGACAGCGAGCCCCACAGUGAGGCUGACAGACUGAGACACACGCCAGUCAGUCCGCCACCCGCCACAUCCACCCGACAUCAGCACAUUUCAGGGGCGACAACAAAUGGAGGCGGAGGACUUGGAUGCCAUGCAGUUGCCGCCCCUGACCAGCCUGGGCCUGCGAAUGACGACAGCGAUGACGUCAUAGGGCUGCUUGUACGUCACGGUGCGUCGUGGUCAGGUCGUGACCCGCAAGGAGACACACCUGUCCACGUGGCCGUCACGCGAGGUCAGUGGCUGGUGCGCAAAGUGACCUCACCCAGCAGGCUGCUCAAGGGGUCAGAGGAGAAGUUUGUAGAAGCCGUCGGGGUCAAGGACAGCUGCGGUUUCACGCCUUUGCAGAACGCCGUCCUGGCUGGACACUGGCCAUCCACCCGGAUAUUGCUGAAAGUUCUAGUGGACGGGCUGACCCUGGGGUCACGCCUUCCUGUGCAGAACCCCGCACAGCUGCCCUCGUUGACACUGGGGGAGAGGAUACAGGAGGACUCUGAGGACAGCUGCAUCACACCGCUGCACUGUGCAGCUGCUGCAGGCGCGGCCAGGCACGUGAAGGUGCUGCUGACGCUGGGCGCCAAGGUGAACGCGGUGGACAAGCUGGGCAACACACCGCUACACGCAGCCGCAUGCAGAGGACAGGUGUACUCCCGCGACAGCUACAGUCCGGGGCUGGGCAUCAACCACAGACCCAUGCUCCUCCUUCGCUGUUGGCCCUCCCGGCGGUCAGGGCCGGCGUCGCCAUCUUGUCACAGCUGUGGACUAACAGCACAACUCAAAAAAAGUGCGUUCGGAGGAUUCGGUGUCGAGGAUGCGUCGGCAAAUCUUUCCAACGAGGAACAGGGAGUGAGCAAGGACUUUGUUCUUUCCACAAAGGAUACAGCGGGGGAUGGAGAACUCCACAGGUCUCAACAUCAUCAGAAUUUCUUACAUAUUCCGGAGGUGAGCUAUCGCGAAACGACUCUGGUGUUGCUGAGUCACGGUGCUGACGUCACUAUGUGUAACGGUCAGGGGUUGGAACCCAAACACCUGGCCGCUAGGUAUGCUGUGGACUUCAAGAGUUAACUACGUCAAGAACUCCAGAGAACCGAUCCAACUCAACGGAUUCUUAAAGGAGCUUCUUAACUGAGUGUCACAUGGUCACAUGGACAUUCUGUCACGUGACCGUCAUAUCUGCAAUAAAUGUAGUGGGUUGACUCACCAACCUGCGUGACUCCAAGA